AUGGCGGCGCUUUAUCAGAUUCUCGGUCUCAAUUUGGCCGACGAGUCAACACGUGCUGCUCUUUCCAUCGUCGCCAUCACUGCAUCUAUAACACUGGCCACCAUGUCGCUCGCCCGUGUUGCGCUGUUUCCGCGUCGAUCCGCCAUUAUCCCGAACCCUCUCCAGACCAAGAUCCCGGAUCUCUCGGAGAAGGACAUCGCCAAAUUGGAGUACAGACCCGAUUCAUACCCCGGCGCGCGCGACGUUUCAACACCUGAUCUCUUCGGCCGUGGCUUUUCGGACGGUGUCGGCGACCUACCCCAUGACUCCCGCCUUUACUCCAUCCGCUUGGUCGGCUAUUCCAUGGGCGGCGGUAUCGCCGUCCACUUCGCUAGCGCUUUCCCGCACAUGGUCGAGUCGUUGGUCCUCCUCGCCCCGGCUGGCCUCAUUCGCGCGGCCAAUUUCGGCAUCGUCAGUCGCAUCUUGUUCCGUAGUGGCCUUGUCCCCGACCGUCUGAUUAGCGAGCUCGCGCGCGUCCGCCUCCGAAAACCUAUCGCAAGCAGUGUUACCAAGAAGAUUUCUCCCACCCCGAGCCCUGACUCGACUGCCUCGCCAGUCGCGGCACCCGGCGCCUCGGUCUCGGCCGACGAGCUCCGACGCGCACUGCACCAUUCCACCUCCAAACCUGGAAAGUCCAUGACUGAUGUCGGCGCUGCCGAGGGCGCCGACCCCCGACUCCGGAAGCGUUUGCGCCACGCUCCCCUCAUGGACCAACACGAAGCUUGGAGCAAGAUUAGCGAGCGCGAACCGGGCUCAACCUGCAUUCUUCUCGCCAAGGACGACGAAAUCAUCAACCCCGACGAUUAUCGCCACGACGCACUUCCCCUCAUUGGCGGCGAGGAAAGGGUACUGUCGGACUGGGGUAGAGCGAGACCUGCCGACGCGGGCAUACCGUACUCGGGAUCUUAA
Parascedosporium putredinis is the source of this 948-nucleotide messenger RNA. The record is from the annotation of a GenBank genome assembly. NCBI's taxonomy places the organism in Eukaryota, Fungi, Ascomycota, Sordariomycetes, Microascales, Microascaceae.